This is a messenger RNA of Hyaloscypha bicolor E, 858 nucleotides long. Its product is annotated as Pre protein translocase Sec Sec61-beta subunit. Gene Ontology annotation, biological process: intracellular protein transport. The transcript has 3 exons. Gene Ontology annotation, cellular component: Sec61 translocon complex. NCBI's taxonomy places the organism in Eukaryota, Fungi, Ascomycota, Leotiomycetes, Helotiales, Hyaloscyphaceae. Bases 127 to 456 code for a protein of 109 amino acids. The record is from RefSeq and is a predicted model, not a curated record.
GAGCCGACGCAAUCGCAACCACUGCACUUCACACACGACCACGUACAAACACCUUCCUCUCCUUCGAAGCCGAUCAAUCGCUCGUGCUCAGUCUUCACUUCUUCCUCAGGCCCGUUAAUCGUCAAGAUGUCCUCGCCCCGCUCCUCCUCCCCCGUCAACUCCCCCGGCGCACCUUCCGCGCGUCCCAGCUCCCCAACACCCCCCGGCGGACCCAAGACCGCGAUCCGUCGGCGCGCAGCAGCCGACCAGAAAGACAAGCUUGCCAAUGCUCGUCCGUCAUCUACGAGAGCGGCGGGCGCGGGAGGAAGCAGCAGCACGAUGUUGAGGCUGUAUACGGACGAGAGCCCGGGACUUAAGGUUGAUCCGGUAGUUGUGCUUGUACUGAGCUUGGUGUUUAUUUUCAGUGUUGUGGCGUUGCAUAUCAUUGCGAAGAUUACGAGGAAGUUUUCGAGCUAGAUGUGCUGCGUCCAGAAGGUAGUUGGGCAAAUGGAGAGAGGUAGAAGUGGAAAUAUUUGAAGAGUGGAGAGUUGCAGGUUGAGUGUGGGAUACGGACGGGGAAGAAAAGGAGCAUAAAAUGAGCGCUGGGUUUCUUGGGUGCCGGACAGCUUGCUUUACGGCGGUAAGUGGGCGGCUUCUGUGCUUGUAUUAUAGGCGGCUAGUAGGGAAGGGAAUUGCUGCACUUGGCAUUCGUGGUUUGGUUUGCUGCUUCUGUAAAGUGAGUGAGUGCAGUGAGUUGUUGGGAAGAGAAGACUGUGAGGUGAGAGGGGAGCUUCAAGCGAAGAGUAUCAAAAUUUCUGCGCAACAGUGGGCUCAGGGUUCUACACGGUGGAAGGAGUUUCGAGUUUGUGCCAAAUCCCU